Molecule: messenger RNA, 2109 nt
Organism: Ceraceosorus bombacis
Lineage: Eukaryota; Fungi; Basidiomycota; Exobasidiomycetes; Ceraceosorales; Ceraceosoraceae
Source: the annotation of a GenBank genome assembly
AUGGUCAACUUUUUCAAGCGUUCCAACAAGCCGCAAGCUCCGCCUUCACCCGUUCAGAAACCCAUCCUGCACGCCCGCGACUCGGGCUUCUCGGAAAGCGGCGCUUGGAGUCAACCUCAGACCAUGCCAUUCUCGAUGCAGGCAGAAGCUUGUGCGGCGCCAAUGCCUCCCCUUGGCGGAGGUCACGCUCUCGAUCCGACGCGCGACGAGCACACGAAAGCGCGCCGCCGCGGAAAAGACUGGCUACCGUACCGCGGCCACAGCAAGAGGCUCGUCAUCGCCGUGGAUUUGGGCACGACGUACUCUGGCGCAUCCUACUGCAUCCUCACCCCCGGCAAGACGCCCGAGAUUGCAGAAGUGACGGCUUUCUCUGGACAGGCGAAUGGAGCUUCAAAAGUGCCCACCAAGGUCGGCUACAGCGUCGAAGGCGUGCCUUGCUUCUUUGGCGCCGAGUGCUCCUUUGCGCCCAAUGCCAUGCAGCUUGCCAAUGCAGGUGGACAGGUGGCGCGCUGGUUCAAGCUGCAUCUCAAGCCCGCGCAUCUCUCCUUGUCGGUCGCGCAAGAUGAUGCGUCCAACCCUCUGCUCGCUCCCAUCCCGUUCGGACUGAAGCCACAAAAGGUGCUCGCCGACUUCCUACACUACAUGGUGCGCUGCGUCGGCGAGCACAUCAAGACCCGACACGCCAAUGCCAUGGAGCUCAUGUGCGAGCUUGCGCAAUCCACCAGCUACGUCAUCACCAUUCCAAACGGAUGGGAAGCGGCUCAGCAAGCCAUUCUCAGGCGCUGCUGCGUCGAUGCGGGUCUGGUCGCUGCAGAGAGCGCAGAGGCUGUCAAAUUUGUCUCUGAAGCUGAAGCGUCCAUCCACUUUUGUUCGCAGUCUGCCGCAUCGAGCGCUUGGAUGGACAAGGUGGGCCAGCAAGUCCUCGUCUGCGAUGCUGGCGGUGGUACGGUGGACAUUUCGACGUACGAGGUCACCGCUACAGCUCCUUGCCUGCUGGUCAAGGAGAUUGCGAGGUCCGACUGUCUCAUGGCCGGCAGCACCGUCAUUGAUCGUCGAGCUGCCGAGCUUCUGCGUCAGAAGCUGGCUGGCACGCCUUGGGCCGAGCCGGCGCAACUGUUGCAGCUGCAACUGAAGUUCUGCUCCAGCGUCAAGGAGCUCUUCAACAAUCCUUUGCAGAGCAUGCUUCUCGAGGUGGGAUCUUUCAGGGACAAUGAGCCGGAAUUGGGCAUCAAGAAUGGUCUCUUGGAGCUGACUGGCGAAGAGAUGGCCGCCUUGUUCGAGCCGUGCAUUGAAGCGACGUGCAAGAGCAUCAUGGACAAGGCUCAAAAAACCAACAGGCGUCGCGGUCCGCUGACAGUCGCCAUGGUAGGCGGCUUCUCCGAGAGCGCCUACUUUAGAUCCGAGCUGCAAAAUCGAUUGGGCGGCUUGGUGCGCAUGACGAAGCCGGAUGGAGCAUUGUGCAAAGCAGUCGCUUCUGGUGCAGUGGCUUGGUCGUUGGAUGGCAUGGUGUCUACGCGAGUUGCGAGAAUGUCGCUGGGCAUUCGAUGCAACGCUCUCUUUCGACCUGAAAAGCCAGGUCACGUGCAAAGGCAGCACUUGAGCUUUGCAGGUCAAGAUGGCCGCUGGAAAUUGCCCGGCGUGUUCGCCCCCAUCAUCAAGAAGGGAGAGAGCGCAUCCAGUACCGCAGAGCACAUUGAGCCAUUCAACUUGACGUGGCCUAUCGGUGCGCCGCCGAUGAAGGAGGUCGUCUUGUUCGUGCAUCGAGAUGAGGAUGGAGAUGAUGAUGAGCAGCACAUUCCCGAGUUCGUCGAAGAGGAAGGAUUGUGAGUGCUGCGCUACAUCGCGUCAUUACUCUCUGUGCUGACACGCAGCAACCCCCGCAGCGAGGAGCUGUGCCGCUUCGAGAUUGACCUGUCUCACUUUGCCAUGCGCAUGCCGCUGCCCGUCAAGACGUUGCCUACAGGCCAGCGCUACGUAGAAGCCAAGAUUCAGCUGGCCAUGCAGCUCAACGGCACCGAGAUCACCGCCCAGACCAUCUUUGCGCACGGCGGACAGACUUACAGAAGCCCAGCCAUGGUUCACGCCAACAAAUGCUUGAUUACGCAGUAG